UCAAAAAUAUGAUCACCGCUUUAAACUCGGACAUGAUUAUGCCGUUAAGGCUCGGUUAAAGUCAGCUCCCUGUCGUCGGUGCCUUUCACGGACAGAUAACGAGCAAAUAAACGUCUGGGUGCUGAGUGGGCGCAGCGUGGGGAGUGUUUUGGUCCCGCAGAGGAACUGUGGUCACUGACUAACAACCAGCAGCGCGCUGACUUCCGUGUCCUCGAGCCCGAGCUGCUUCCGCGAAAUACUUUUGUGUGUGUGUGUGUCUCUCUGACGGUCCAUCCAUCGCCUCGGGCCCUGAACUUUAAAGAUGAAGGCGAUCCCUGAGGAGCUGGCAGCGCUCAUUUCUGAUUUGGAACAUUUCCUCUGUAAAGGCUUAAAAGGAGAACUUCUGAGCAGGAAGACCAAAGAUAAGAGGGAGGCCUUCAUAAAGAGAAUCAAAGAGGUCAAACAAAGCUUUCCACAGGAUUUCAAGGACAAGUCGGACACAGAUGAUGAUGAGGAAGCUGACAGCAACAACGAUGGAGGAUCUCUACAGUCAGAGCGCACAGACAAGGAAGAAGAGCCGUAUGAUGGAGUUCAGCAGUCUCCACCUGUGGCUGUUCAGGACCUGAAGUCUGUUUUCAAGCAAGGAUAUCUUGAGAAACGGAGGAAAGAUCACAGUUUUUUUGGGCCGGAGUGGCAGAAGAGAUGGUGUGCUCUAAGCCAGAAUAUUUUCUACUAUUAUGGCAGCGAGAAAGACAAGCAGCAGAAGGGCGAGUUCAACAUCGAAGGGUACUCCGUCCAAAUGAACAACACUUUACGGAAAGACUCAAAGAAGGACUGCUGCUUCGAGAUUUCUGCUCCAGACAAGCGAGUUUAUCAGUUUUGUGCAUCGUCUGUGCAGGAGGCAAAGGAAUGGGUGAAAAAGAUCAACUUACUUUUGAGAAGCAUGACUGGUGAGAUUCCAGAAGAAGAGGAUGAAGAGGAGGAAGAUCAAAUGAUGUAUGAUGAUGUCGGGGUUGGGAAUGUUGAACCUAUUGACGACGAACUCUAUGAAGAACUUCCAGAGGAAAAGACGACCCCUCUACCGAAGCCUCCUCCAAAGGUGGAGGUGUCAAACAAAGCCCCUCGUCCUCCUGCUCCAGUUGAUAAGAGCACCAACUAUCAGAACUACUACCAGGGGUUGUGGGACUGUGAUGGAGACCAGCCGGACGAGCUGUCCUUCAAGCGUGGAGAAACCAUCUACAUCUUGAGCAAGGACUACGGCAACUUCGGCUGGUGGGUCGGAGAGAAAAAUGGAGCAAUAGGUAUCGUUCCCAAAGACUACCUGUUGGAGCUGUACAUCCUGUCAUAAUAGCAGCCAUUUGAGAAAUCCCUUUAUUCUGCUAACUUAAAGGAGCUUAAUUUGCUACUGAAAGUAUUUUACUGUAUUUUUUUUAAGUGGCUUCCUGAUCUACUUUAUAAGAACAUAUAUUAGUGAUUAGAUAAAAACAUUUUCUAUUAAAAAUAUUUUCCUUCUGGUACUUAUUUUUUAUUUAUUUUCUGUUUUCUUCCUUUUUGCAACAAUUUCAUGUUCUGCAUUUGGUGAAAUAAAUAAAAAUAUUAACAAACAAGCA
Molecule: messenger RNA, 1589 nt
Organism: Oryzias melastigma (Indian medaka)
Lineage: Eukaryota; Metazoa; Chordata; Actinopteri; Beloniformes; Adrianichthyidae
Gene: skap2
Product: src kinase associated phosphoprotein 2
Exons: 12
Coding region: 302-1327 (341 amino acids)
Cellular component (GO): plasma membrane; cytoplasm
Molecular function (GO): protein binding
Source: RefSeq, a predicted model, not a curated record